AUGAGCUUGGCCAAGAUGCGCAGCGUGUUGGAGGAGGCGAACAAGCGUCGGCAGCGAGGAUGGAGCGGCUCGCAGUGCAGCGCCAACAGCGACUUUAACCCCGCUUCGUCCCUUUCAACAGAGCAGAGCGAGGACUUCGACGUCGAGAGCGGCCUAAAACCCCCAUCCGACGCCGAAAUGCUCGAGCGAGCUCGAGAUGUUCACAUGAACGUCGACUUCGUAGCGUUAGCAGCUGGACCGGAGCGCGGUGGGCCCUGGCAGCGCGUGGAAGCUGCCGACCGCUUUGUCGUCUUCAAACGGCCGUCCACUGCUGAGGUUUUGAACGGCAACCGCAUUCCGGGGCUGGAGGUCUUGUGCGCUGGUCGUCUUGACGCAAGUCUGGAGGAAGUGGCGAGUGCUCUGCGCUCCAACUCAGAGGUGGAUCUAGCGAGCACCAUGCAGGGGCUGCACAAGAAGAGCUUCAUCUUCGGAUCACUGGAUCGGGACGUACCUUGUGCCGACGAGACGCCCAUAAACCAGGGAAAUCAGAAUGAAGACUCGAAUCUCCACGCCAACGAACAGCUCAGCGUCAAGACCAGCAGCUUCACGCGCACCAGCCUCUUCUCGCGCAACGAGCAGUGGUGCUUCUCCGACUUUUUCCAGCGCAAGAAGGAGAGAGAUGGCUUUACUAUCUCUCAGCGUGCGCUGCCUCCAUUUGAACGAACUCCAGGGCGCGUGGUGGGGAAUAACGCGCGUGUCGACCAGCUUCACGGCUUGAACGCGUCGUACCUGGUGGAUCAGCUCCCGAAUCGGAAGGGGCUACGCGUAGUCUACAACGCGUGGUUCGAGGACCCUGUAAUGGGUAUUGAGGCGUCAAGUACAAGCACCAUGUCCAGUCGUACUAGCAGUCGACGAAGGAGGUCUGGAUUGAGCGUAGUGUCUUCUACUUCGAGCAAUGGCAGCAUCGGAGAGACCACCACAGACAGCAAAGCUCAGCUCCGUCGUCUACUGUCGCUAGCCCACGGCAUGACAAAACUCCCCGAUCUCAUCCGCCGACGCCGAUUUGGGGUCCAAGUGCCCGUGGACUUCGACGCCGUUCAAGCGGGUAACACACGCUGCCCAUGCUGCACGCACAGCUUAGCCCCCGUCAAGAUGUCGCUGUCAUUAGCUGCGUCAGCCAUUACCAAGCGAAGCUUGCGGUCUCUCAGGAUGGACACCAGACGAUGUUAUCUGUGUGGAUACCUCGUUUGUAUCGACUGCUGGAGCGCCGAGUACAUGGAGAGCACCGUAGGCCGUGUAGCGGCCAUUGUAGUCUGUACGCGGUGUCGCGCCGCGGUGAAAGCUUGCGAUUAUUCAGAAGUGUGCGCUCCGGACAACACCAGCAACCACCGAGGACCUGUGAAGGUCGUGGACGACGAGCCUGAUGCUUCGUCCGCUUCACUCCUCACCGACUUCCUCUCCGCCUCGUUGAUGAAUGCGUCGGCUGAAGGCGCUGACCGAGCUGCCGUCCUCUCGGUCGUUAGACUUCUGCUCCGACAGAGCGAAUCCACCGAUAGUGAGAGCGACGACAGUGACAACGACUGUGACUACGACAGCGGUUACGAUGAAGACAACAACGCCGCCGUGAAGGAGCUCGAGCAGUACUUGGGUGACUCGAAUCAAUUGCCGGAGCUCGAGUCCUGCGUCUUGGCUAGCGCUGAGCGACGGGAGUACGUGAUCCAUCCUCCGGAUGACCCGACGACCAUGGUGCCGUCCAGUGUGAUCCCCAGCCACGACGACAUCCGCCUCCAGGUGGCAAACGAUAAGGGUUUACUGCUGCUCGCGUAUCAAUUGGCGCCAUUGGAUCUCACUCCUGGGAUGUCCUUCCACGACGCGUGCGACGUCCGCGACCUCAAUCUGCUGUGCCAACUGGCUAUACGUGCUACAGGAUGCACCGACGCGUUCGUGACAGUCAUGGGGCUCAAUCACAACCAUAUUUUGGCAGCUACGAAUCCGGGUUUCCACCACGCCGCCGUUCCGCGAGAGCAGACGAUCUGCCAGCACACCAUCAUGACUACGAGGCCCUUUGUGGCGACACACCCAGAAGCGGACGUCCGCUUCCACGAGAUCGCAGCAGUUAAGGCGCUGUCGAUUAGACAUUACAUCGGUUUUCCCGUCACGGUGCCAGUAGCGGCUAAGAACGGAUACUCCGAGCCAGAAGUACCUGUGGGAACGUUGUGCUGCAUUGACUCAACCGCGCGCGCCGAGCUCACGCGCUCACAGUACGCCACAAUGAAGCGGCUUACAGAGACCGCGUCCAGGCUCAUCCAGAUGAAAGGCCGACAACUCCAACAGCAGCUAGCACAGAACGUAUCCAUAGCUGCUUGA
Molecule: messenger RNA, 2346 nt
Organism: Phytophthora sojae
Lineage: Eukaryota; Oomycota; Peronosporomycetes; Peronosporales; Peronosporaceae
Exons: 1
Coding region: 1-2346 (781 amino acids)
Source: RefSeq, a predicted model, not a curated record